AUGAAGUAUUCUCCGAGCGAAGGUAGUCUCCGGGCUACUAGGAUCGCACUACUGCUAAUAGUGUUUGGUGUGCAGUCGCUGAAUGCUAUAUUCGUUCCAAAGAUUGUCACACAUCAUGCCCUCCGGCUGGAGAAUGAAACGUCCGUCGCCCGGGCAACGAUCGAGUUCGUGGACCAAUCGGUGGACGACACGGCGACGGGCAAUGAAUCUCAGUCACCGUCGAUCUGUAUCGUCACCACGAGCCUCGACGAUCUGCCGCCGGACGUGUUCAGCGAGGAGCAACGGUUACAGGGAGCCAUCGUGCUGCACUUCCUGGCCGCCGUCUACUUCUUCAUGCUGCUAGCGUACGUUUGCAGCGACUACUUCCUGCCCUCGGUCGAGCGUCUGUGCGAAGAUUUGAAACUGUCGCAGGAUGUGGCGGCCGCUACCUUCAUGGCUACCGCUACCUCGAUGCCGGAGUUUUUCACCAACACCAUCAGCACGCUGGCGGUCGACUCGGACAUCGGAGUCGGCACGAUAAUGGGCUCGAUGCUGUUCAACACGCUCGGGGUGGCGGCGCUGGUUGGGAUGCUGACCAAGAUGCACGUACAGCUGGACUGGUGGCCGUUGACGCGCGAUUCCAUCAUCGUGUGCAUCUCCACCUCGCUGCUGGUCGUGUGUGUUUGGGAUGGCCGGAUUGAAUGGUACGAGGCAAUGCUUUUUACCAUCUUCUAUGUGCUGUACUUUGUGGUGAUGUUCAAGAACGAUCGGCUGAAAGCGAUUGCGGUACGCUACAUUCAGCACAAGUGGAACCUCUGCGGUCGCCUAGAGCUGGAAGUGCCGCAAGAUGUGGCACCGGAAGUGGAUCGCAAGUGUUCGAUUGCUGUGCUCGGGCAAAGCAUCAACCAAGUGAUGGUGAGCGUUAGUGGAGGUUAUCCCGAGAAGAUGUCGACAGGAUACCGUCAGGAGAAUGGUGGCGGGCAGAACAGCACACCAGCAACAGCACCCCAAGUAGUGGAUGUGCCUGCCGGGUGCGACGGUUGUAGUGUGGAACGGCCACCGGUCAGCAAGAAGUGGCUUAAAUUGACGCACCUACCGGCCAAGUCUACCGCCAACUGGCGCACGGUGCUGUGGUUCUUCACCUGGCCCUACCGGUUGGUCGUGUUCUUCACUGUGCCCGAUCCGCAACGGUUUCGGAGGCUGUACCCACUGACAUUUCUCUGUUGCAUCGGCUGGAUCGGACUGAGCGCGUACGUCGUGUUCUGGAUGAUCUCCGUUAUCGGGUUCACGUUCGGCAUACCGGACACGGUCAUGGGCAUGACGUUUCUGGCGUUCGGAGGCUGCAUGCCAGAGGCCGCCUCGGCGGUGACGAUGAUCCGAAAAGGAAACGGUGCGAUGGGUGUCUCGAACUCGCUCGGUGCCAACACGCUGGCGAUCCUGUUUUCGCUCGGUCUGCCCUGGUUCAUACGAACCAUGAUCGACGGUGGCCCAUCAACCGGGGCCUACAUCGCUAUAUCUUCAUACGGCGUGCAAUACUCGGUGCUCGCCCUGUUCGUCGCCAUCUUCACGCUCUACCUGGUGCUGUACAUCGCGAAAUACACACUCCGGAAGCUGGUUGGGGUGGCUCUGGCCAUCGGCUAUCUGUUGAUUGUGACUUUCAUGAUACUGGCCGAGCUGGACGUGUUCUUCCCCGCCAACAACAGGUGCUAG
Messenger RNA from Anopheles bellator, 1689 nucleotides. RefSeq names its product sodium/potassium/calcium exchanger 3-like. Gene Ontology annotation, cellular component: membrane. Gene Ontology annotation, biological process: calcium ion transmembrane transport; intracellular calcium ion homeostasis. The coding region runs from base 1 to 1689 and encodes 562 amino acids. Gene Ontology annotation, molecular function: calcium channel activity; calcium, potassium:sodium antiporter activity. NCBI's taxonomy places the organism in Eukaryota, Metazoa, Arthropoda, Insecta, Diptera, Culicidae. The record is from RefSeq and is a predicted model, not a curated record. The transcript has 4 exons.